Molecule: messenger RNA, 750 nt
Organism: Pseudozyma hubeiensis SY62
Lineage: Eukaryota; Fungi; Basidiomycota; Ustilaginomycetes; Ustilaginales; Ustilaginaceae
Exons: 2
Coding region: 1-750 (249 amino acids)
Molecular function (GO): RNA binding
Source: RefSeq, a predicted model, not a curated record
AUGGCUGUCGCAACCACAUCCACCAACGGUGCCAUCGCGAGCACCUCUACCGCAGCACCAUCACCCACGCUCUUUGUCAAGAACAUCGAAGGCAAGAUCAAAAAGCCAGAGCUACGUUCUCAGCUCCUCUCGCUAUUCAGCACCUACGGCCGCAUACUCGACAUCGUCGCAACCCGCGCACCUUCCAUGCGAGGUCAGGCAUUCAUCGUAUUCGAAAACGUAUCCACCUCCACCGCUGCCUUACGCGCACUCCAAGGCUUCCCCUUCUACGGUAAAUCCCUCCAGAUCGAGUACUCUACCGGCUCCAAAUCAAAAGCACUGCUCCGGCGAGAGCUCGGAAGCGAUGUACUGCUGGAACAGGAGCUGGAACAGAGUAAAGUGAGCAGCAGCAGGAGAGGUGAGAAACGCGCACUCGGGUUGCCAGAUGACGACGACACUGAAGAGGUUACGGAAGAGGUGGAGGGAGAGGAGAGAGAUGCAAGAAAGAGGGUCAAGACGGAAGGCGUGGUGUUGAGAGCAAAAGGCGUUCCGAGCAGCGUAGAGGCGCAUGUGUUGGAGACCCUAUUUCAGUCACGUUCAGGAUUCGUCGAGGUCAUCGUUGAAGAUGCCGUCAAAACGGAGGACGGAGAGGAUGCUGGUUGGACAGCAGCGAUCAGGUUCGAGACAAGAGAUAAUGCCGAGUCGGCAAGAUCCGCUCUGCACGCCGUACAGUUGGAUCCACUGUACAAGCUCGAUCUAGAACUGCUCUAG